Molecule: messenger RNA, 1244 nt
Organism: Oryzias melastigma (Indian medaka)
Lineage: Eukaryota; Metazoa; Chordata; Actinopteri; Beloniformes; Adrianichthyidae
Product: interleukin-1 receptor-associated kinase 4
Exons: 8
Biological process (GO): signal transduction; protein phosphorylation
Molecular function (GO): ATP binding; protein binding; protein kinase activity
Source: RefSeq, a predicted model, not a curated record
GUUGCUCAACGUCGGAAAACACAUUUUGCCGAGUCGAAAGUGAAGUAUCCAUUUCUGUUUCGCAGCGAAUUUUAUUGAACAUAAUCACACGUUGCUGACCAUGUAAUUUAGAUGAUUUAUUUUAAACAAUCAAACUUUAGUUUGUGAAGAAGUGCGGUAGGAUGAACCGCUCGGUGACUUCCGCUACGUAUGUUCGCAACAUCAGCUACAGUUUGCGCCGCCAGCUGUCCGACUUUCUGGACCCUCACGAGACGUGGAAAGACCUGAUUGUGGCCAUACGGAAGCCGAGCGGGGAGCCCAGGUACACUCAGCAUCAUGUCAGGAGAUUUGAAGGUCUCAUGGCUCAGGGUAAAAGCGUCACAGUGGAGCUGCUCAAUGACUGGGGGACCACCAACAGCACAGUGGGGGAACUGGUGGACAUCCUGAGGAGUCUGAACCUACUGGCUGCUGCCAAUCUGCUCUUACCUGAAUCCAUAUCCACAGAAACACAGCAGGAGGUAUCCUCAGCCAGACCGGAAGUAGCUCCUCCAACCUUACUGCUGGGUGAAGAAGAGGCCCAGCAUCCACCUUCAGCCUCCUCUCUGCAGACACGAAUGCUGGAGGAGGAUGGAGGAGGAGACACAGGUUUCCCCAGAUUCCUGUACAGCGAGCUCAUGAGGAUCACCAGGAACUUCGAUGACCGCUCCAUUUCAGACGGGGGCAGUCGUAUCGGCGAGGGAGGCUUUGGGACCGUCUACAAAGGUCUUCUAGACAGCAGACCCGUCGCAGUCAAAAAACUCAGUCCAAUGGAAGACAUGCCGCUGGAAAGCUUACAACUUCAGUUUAACCAGGAGAUUCAAACUCUGAAAUUGCUAAAACACCAAAACCUGGUUGACAUGGUUGGGUUCUCCUCUGAUGAGCAGCAUCUGUGUAUAGUCUACGCCUUAAUGGCAAAUGGAUCUUUGCUGGAUCGACUUGCUUGCUUGGAUGGAAGCCCUCCUCUGUCCUGGAAACAGAGAUGCUCAGUAGCAGAAGGUGCAGCUAGAGGACUGGAGUACCUUCACUCCAACCAUCACGUCCACAGAGAUGUCAAAAGUGCAAACAUCCUGUUAGAUGAAAACUAUGUGGCUAAAAUCUCAGACUUUGGGCUUACAAGAGCAUCGGCCAAUCGCACAUCGGCAACCAUGAUGACAGAGAGGAUUGUGGGUACUCGGGCUUACAUGGCGCCUGAGGCGCUAAGAGGAGAGGUCACCCCAAAAUCAGAU